Molecule: messenger RNA, 1455 nt
Organism: Durusdinium trenchii
Lineage: Eukaryota; Dinophyceae; Suessiales; Symbiodiniaceae
Source: the annotation of a GenBank genome assembly
CCGGGUGAACUUCUCCAUGGCGUGCCGACGCGAACUUCACCGGCGUGGUUCUCGCCGAAAGCCUCUGGCUGCGCUGACGAUGGCUGGUGGACUCUGGAGAUGCUUCACAGGCGCUUCCAGACCGAGCCAAACGGCGUGGGAGUGGUGGGAGUCCUUGGGGAAUCCCAAAUGGGUUUGCAGCCCUAUGAUUGACCAAUCUGAGCGGGCCUUUCGAAUCUUGUGCCGCAGGCAUGGCGUGCAUCUUUGCUACACCCCGAUGCUCCAUGCGGAACCUUUUGCCUCGGAUGAGACUUAUCGCACAACCUACUUUGAUGCCUGGAAGGUUGAGGAGCUGGAUCGGCCCCUGAUCGCCCAACUGGGUGGCGACCAUCCUCAAACGGUGCUACGUGCGGCCAAGAUCCUAGAGCCUCACGUGGAGGCCGUGGAUCUCAACUUCGGCUGUCCGACCGAGGAUGCGCGGAAAGGUGGCCAUGCCAGCCACUCCCCACGCUGCCGCCGCUAUGGUGCUUGGUUGCUAGACGAUGUGCCACAAGUCACGCGCUUAGUGCGGACCUUGGCGCGAAACUUACAAGUGCCGGUGACGGCGAAGAUCCGCCUCUUGGAGAACCGGCGCCGCUCGGUCGACCUGGCCUUGGCCAUCCAGGAGAGCGGUGCAUCAGCGCUCACCGUGCAUGGCCGCACGCGGCAGCAGCGGCCGAAGUACGCCGAGAAGCACGGCAUUGAGUGCCUGGCUCCUGACUGGGAGACGAUUGGGGCCAUCGCCCAGACUCUCAGCAUUCCGGUGAUUGCCAACGGAGGUAUCGAGACGAGGCAGGACGCGGAGCGGUGCUUGGCGGUGACGCAUGCGGCGGCGGUCAUGUCGGCGGAGGCCUUGCUGGAGCAGCCGGACCUCUUCGUGGAGACCGAGGCGCUGGCUGGGAGGGUCGACGGAAGCGACGGAUCGACGGAUGCGAGAGUGAGGAGGAUGGAGGAGUCUGUGGAGGAGCUGCCCAUCCCGCGGAUGUUUCGCCUCGCGCGGGAGUUUCUGGAGCUGGCCCAGCGCUACCCAUCUCCCUUGAAGUAUCCACCCACGAAGUCGCACCUCUUCAAGAUUCUCCACCGGCUCAUUGAUGUGGAUCAAGCCAUGUGCCGCCGCAAGGCGGCCAGUGGCCAACAGCUCACGCUCAAGGAGGAACUGAAGCUCAAGCUGAUGUGCUGUCCAGUCACAGACUUUGAUGCCAUCCACCAGGCUCUGGAUUAUUUGGAGGCGCAUGCGGAUGAGCAGCUGCUGGGGGACACUUGGUACCGGCGGUGGCGACCAAACAGCGAUGUGAUGCAGAGCCGCGUGCGGCGGAUCAUGGGAUGUUGGUGAACCUUGUUGAGGAUUUUCAUGGUGAAGAAAGAACCGGAGCAUUCAGGCCGAAACAGGCAGAAACUAUCGUAGAUGAGAGAAAGAUAAAGCAUCGGGGUUGUGGC